Molecule: messenger RNA, 2983 nt
Organism: Etheostoma spectabile (orangethroat darter)
Lineage: Eukaryota; Metazoa; Chordata; Actinopteri; Perciformes; Percidae
Product: solute carrier family 22 member 13
Exons: 10
Coding region: 1-1626 (541 amino acids)
Biological process (GO): transmembrane transport
Cellular component (GO): membrane
Molecular function (GO): transmembrane transporter activity
Source: RefSeq, a predicted model, not a curated record
AUGAAUUUCGACCAGAUCCUCUCUGCCGUCGGAGGCUUUGGAAAAUUUCAGAAAAUUCUGUACAUCUGGAUUUGUUUACCCCAAAUCCUCCUCGCGUUCCAUAUGAUGGUGAGCGUCUUUACUGGAUCCACGCCGCCCCACCACUGCCGCGAGAGCUCGAUCUCAGUAGCCGGGAAUCAGUCCCAUUUCCCCGGUACGCUCAGCCUGAACUUCAGCCUCUCGGAUGGCUCCUGCUUUUCAUCCGAUGAUCUGCUGGAGAGCAACCGGACUGAGCGUGUCCCUUGUACCCAGGGAUGGGUGUACAGCCAGGACACUUUCCAGAGUACAACAGUCACCGAGUGGGACCUGGUGUGUAAUAACGCUGGACUGAACAGUCUCAGUUCAUCUAUCUACAUGUUUGGCCUGUUGGUGGGAUCUGUGCUAUUUGGAGCCAUGGCUGACAGGUACGGCCGGCGUUUCAUCCUGCUGCUGUCCAUCGCUCUUCAGACUGGGUUCGGAGUCGCUGCGGCCUUUGCGCCUACCUUCUCCAUCUAUGUAGUUCUUCGCUUCCUGGUUGGCACCACGGUUUCCGGAGUCAUCAUCAAUGCCUUUGUGCUCGGCACUGAGUGGACGUGCACCAAGAGGCGCAUGCUAGCCGGUAUCUUCACUGACUACGCAUUUGGUCUGGGCUACAUGCUGAUAGCAGGCAUAGCGUACUUUAUACGAGACUGGAGAAAGUUGCAACUGGCUAUAUCAGCCCCAGGCUUCCUGCUUAUCUUCUACAUAUGGGUGCUUCCUCAGUCUGCCAGGUGGUUGUUAGCCAAUGACAGGAUGGAGGAAGCCAUCGCACUCCUCCGCAAGGCAGCACUUGUUAACGGCCGGGUCUUACCUCCUGCUGUACACGUUGAUAAGUGUCAGAUUUUGGAUGGAGGGAAGCAGAGUUAUUCAGCAGUGGAUCUAGUACGAACACCUCAGAUGAGGAAGAGGACUAUCAUCUUGUUCUACAUCUGGUUUGUGAAUGUGCUGGUGUAUUACGGCCUCUCUCUGGGCGUGUCCAAGUUAGGGACAAACCUCUACCUGACCCAGUUUGUGUUCGGGUUGAUUGAGGUCCCGGCUCGUUCUCUCGUCCUGCUUGUCUUGCCCUUCAGCCGCCGACUCUCCCAAAGCGGAUUCCUGGCCACUGGGGGGCUCGCCUGUCUGCUCAUGCUCGCUGUCCCUGCAGAUCAUCCCAAUGUCGUAACCGGUCUUGCCAUGGUAGGGAAGUUCGGUAUAACAGCUUCCUUUGCUGUAAUCUAUGUGUACACUGCUGAGAUUUUCCCCACUGUGCUUCGGCAAACAGGAAUUGGUGUAUCCUGUAUGUUUGCGAGGAUAGGUGGUGUCUUAGCUCCCAUUAUAAACAUGCUUCAUGACCAUAGCCCCACUAUGCCUCUGGUCAUCUUCGGUGUCUCCCCACUGCUGGGGGCUGUCCUGAGCCUGGCACUGCCCGAAACUGCUGACAGACCUCUGCCGGACACUGUGGAGGAUGCAGAGAACUGGGACAUGAGGUCGCCUCCCAACAAGGAGAACCCUGAGAUGUCUGAGGCUACGAGCCAAUCAGCCAACAGCACCGAGCAGCAGGAGUUACGACGCCUUGCCAAUCUGGCCUAAGCUGCACAUUUUACACUAUUCACAUAUUACACAGCCUCAACUUUGUUAACAGAUACAGCACUUACAUAACAAAACAUCCUCUAUGCAAUUACAUGUCAGGAUCUGAUUAAGAGCUCUAUGCAAACCAAACUACCAUGCAGGUGCACAUGCACAGAACAGGCAUUCUUAUAUGUGCUUCCGGGAUAAAUCAACAGCCUACUGUUUUAGCAGAUACAGGUAAACACUCGCAUAAAUCAAGAAUAGUCCUGUAUAAUCAUGUGCACUGCUCAGAUGUUUACACCUUUUAUUCAAAUGUUGAGAAGUGGUUUGAUAUAUUUUGCAUAUGUGGGGAAACAGAAUAAACGUCUUCCCUUCAGACUUUGCAGACACAAAUUUAAUAUAUAUAUAUAUCUAUCUGAUGGCACCAGCUUGGAGCUCAAAUCUCUAAACCUGGGCUCAUUUGAUGAAUCAGAUUGGCCAAGACAACUUCAGCACUUCCUCUCUAAUGCAGUACACAUAGUCCCAAGCAGCUAUUGUUAGGACUUCCUGUUUCAGGAUUGAAGGAUUUAUUACAUUUUUGCAUUAAAUAAAAACACUUGUGUAAUAUUUUUGUAUAAAAGUAUGACAUGUCUAUGGACUGUUUGUGGAAUACUUUAGGUGUAUCUUUUUUUUUUUUUUUAGUUUUGGGCAUUUUAGGCCUUUAAUUGACGGGACAGCUAAAGAUAAGGAAGGGGAGAUGACAUGAAGCAAAGUGCCACAAGUCAAGAGUUGAUCCUGGGCCCACUGCAUAGAUGACUAACCUCUAUAUAUGGGCGCCCACUCUACCAGCUGAGCUAUCUGGGCGCCCAACCUUGGUGUAUCUUAAUGCUGUAUUGAACAAACUGACUCGUUUUCUGUCCUCAUUCUCGAGCCAUGAGACAGAAAACCUAUUUUCAUUGCAUGUACUAAUUAACUUUAAGCCUAAUUUCUCAGAUUCAUGUAGCUCAUUUGUACAAUUUUAUUGAUACUAUGGGAUGGGACUGUGACCAGCAUGGGGUUUUAAAUGACUCACGUAUACAAAUUUGGAUUUGUGAAUUUCUUACAAUUUUCAUAAUUUUAAGUGUUUAAGGGCUGUUGUCUAUAUGAUUUGUGAUGCAUAAAAACAUGUUACUCAGGCAAAAUCUAAUAUUCCUGUAGCAAAGAUAUGAGGCCAGUAUGCUCAGAAUUCAUAGAAUCUCACACCAUUGCAUGAAUCUUGAUAGCAUGCCUCACUGCUGCCCACAGCAUUUGAGUAUGCGAGGUCACUGAAGCCAGCAAAUAGAAAACUUUCCUAUUUCUUUAUUGCAUUGAUUCCAGCCCAGUGCAUUUGAAGGCAACAAAUUAAAAAGCACAACAAAAA